GCACGUGCGUUUGGCUCCAAAUAAUUAUAAAUUUUUAAAGAAAUAUGGAUGAGUUUGACAUAUUUAAGCUAAUAACAGCUGGAGCUAGAUUCACCAAGAAACGAAAGGCACCAAACAAACCAAAUGCUUGUUCAGAGAAAUCAACCACAUUGGAGGCGGAAACCCAGCCACAGGUGAAAAAGGCAAAAAAGUCGGAUGAAUCAACUACAAGUGAAUUUCGUUUACUGGCCGAUAAUAGCCAGAACAGCCAGUCCAAAGCUCAGAAAAACAAGAAAAAGGCAAAGGAGUUGACACCAGAGGAAAAGGAGCGACUGCAGCAAGAGGCGCGAGUGAACGAAUUGAGAAAGAAUCACAAUAUAUCGGUCCUGGGAAAGGACAUACCGCCGCCUAUAAACAAUUUUGAUGAGCUUCAACAAGAAUUCCAGUUGCUGCCGCGUCUGCAUCAGAAUCUUCAGUCCUAUGGUUUUCAGCAGCCCACUCCUAUACAAAUGCAAGCAUUGCCUGUUAUGCUGCGAAACCGGGCCCUAAUGGCCUGUGCUCCUACAGGAUCCGGUAAGACUCUAGCCUUUCUUACGCCAAUUAUAAAUGGACUGCGUAGCCAUCAAACCUCCGGUAUAAGAGCUCUGGUCUUGGCACCCACACGAGAGCUUGCCCAGCAGAUAUAUCGCGAGUGCUCGGAGCUGACACGGGAAACGGGCUUGCGAACACAUUUCAUCAGCAAAGUGAGCGAGGCGAAGCAACAACAUGGCCCGGAGUGUAAGCAAAAAUAUGAUAUUCUAAUCUCAACACCAAAUCGUGUGAGAUUCCUACUACAACAAGAGCCUCCACUUCUGGAUCUCUCCGCUGUGGAAUGGUUCGUCUUGGAUGAGGCAGAUCGUUUAAUGGAAGAGGGCAAAAAUAACUUCAAGGAGCAGCUUGAUGACAUAUACUCGGCUUGUUCCCAUUCCGGAAAGCGUGUGGCCUUCUUCAGUGCCACCUACACAGUACCUGUGGCCAAAUGGGCAUUGCGGCAUUUAAAGAACUUGGUGAGGAUUACUAUAGGAGUGCAGAACAGUGCCACCGAUACAGUGCAGCAGGAAUUGCUCUUUGUGGGAUCCGAGAGUGGAAAACUAGUGGCCAUACGAAACUUGGUAAAAGAAGGACUUCAUCCUCCCGUUCUGAUAUUCGUCCAAAGCAAAGAUCGCGCCAAACAACUAUUUGAGGAACUACUUUACGAUGGCAUCAAUGUGGAUGUCAUCCAUGCCGAACGUACUCAACAUCAACGAGAUAACUGUGUGCGUGCCUUUCGCGAGGGCAACAUUUGGGUGCUCAUCUGUACUGAGUUAAUGGGUCGCGGUAUUGACUUUAAAGGAGUCAAUUUGGUCAUCAAUUAUGAUUUUCCGCCAACAACCAUAUCCUAUAUACAUAGGAUUGGUCGAACAGGUCGAGCCGGUCGACCAGGACGGGCUAUUACCUUCUUCACACAAGAGGAUACGGCCAAUUUGAGGAGCAUUGCCCAGAUUAUUAAAAACUCCGGCGGAACGGUUCCUGAAUAUAUGCUGCAAAUGAAGAAAGUUUCGAAAUCAGAAGCCAAAAUGAGGGCUAAGAAACCCCUCGAUCGGGAGGAAAUAUCCACUAAGAUCAAGCCCGUAGAAUUGAAGCCUGAAAAAGAGCAUAAAAAGUUUGAUAAAGGGCAAAAAAAAACUGAAAAAGUCGCGACCAAGGUGAAAAAACAGAAGCUGGCAAAGAUUAAUAGCAAACCGAAUGGUAAAGAUCAAUCCAAAGGUUUGGCUAAAGGAAAAGUUGGUAAAGCCAAACAGAAAACAAAAAAGCCAAGUAAAAAUUAAAUAGUUAAUAAAAUUGUGUG
Messenger RNA from Drosophila willistoni, 1846 nucleotides. RefSeq names its product probable ATP-dependent RNA helicase DDX52 (gene ais). Bases 45 to 1826 code for a protein of 593 amino acids. Gene Ontology annotation, molecular function: RNA helicase activity; ATP binding; nucleic acid binding. The record is from RefSeq and is a predicted model, not a curated record. Gene Ontology annotation, biological process: maturation of SSU-rRNA. The transcript has 3 exons. NCBI's taxonomy places the organism in Eukaryota, Metazoa, Arthropoda, Insecta, Diptera, Drosophilidae.